AUGAGAAGCGAGGUCCCAUGGGAGCCCCUGAAAUUGCUUACGGUCCUAUUCUUUGCAAUACUUUCGGCGACUGCCAAUUGGGCCGCAUUGUCUUAUAUUCAUGAUUUUGUUGAUCUGUAAGUUAUUGAUUCAAAUUUCAUAAAUUAAGAAACAACGUAUUUUACCAUUGUUAUUUAUUAAUUUAAAUUAAAGCCGUUUUUGCGAAGUAACGAAGUUUUUUUGCUUGGCAGAUGCUCGGCGCAGGCUCGGCGGAGAUAUGGCGAAGGCUUAUAAUAUGAUCGGUUUUCUAAUUUUAGCUAUUGCUGACCUUAAUUUUCUUGACCAUGAGAUAAUACAUAAUAAUGAUUAAAAAAAUAGAAAAGACCAAAACAUGUUCCACAAAUCAACCACUCGUAGGUUUUACCUGCAUAUUUUUGCAGUAAUACAUGUAGAACUCCCCAAAAAAUUGAUAAAUUAUCCUAGGACUUGAUAGCUAUUAUUACUUCUAUUAACUGAACCUUCUUCUAGCCUCUACGAGGCGGCAAAAUUAUCGUUGACCUGAAAAGCUCCAGUGGCGGACUUGAUGCAGUGCCAAGAAACGAACCAUUUUUGCAUCUGGAAAGUAUCAAAAUAUCAGCAAAAUACUUACCUUUCCAACUAAAAAAAACUCUGUUUUGAAGGGUUUACCUCACAAAAAGAGCUAUCGCGCUUUUGAAAUUGAUUAGAAACGGAAGUAUUUUGCUGUGUUUUUGAUACUUCCCUGAUGCAAAAUGGUGAUUUUUUGCCACUGGAUCACUGUAAUUUUAUAUUUAAUAGCAUAAAGCUUCUUUACACCGUAUUUUACCAAGCAAUUUUUACAUUUAAUUCAACAACAACCCUAAUUUCAGAAGCCCCCUCCCUGACGUGAUUUCCUACUGGAUUCCCCAACAAUCCUGGACCGCAUUCUACGGAGACUGGGCGGCCGGAAUCUGCGGGUUCUGUCUGUUGAUUCUAAUCAUCCUCCAUCAACAUAGAUUCGUAAUUUUCCGCCGAUUUCUUUACAUCGCCUCUUGGCUGUACGCAAUGCGAGCGAUCACUAUUCUGGCGACCCGUUUACCGCCACCAUUCGAGGAUGGAGUGGUGAAAUGUCGAAUGCAAAUCCAGAAUGCAACACAUCGGCAUUUGGAAUUGUAUUGGCAUCGAUUUGUGGAGCAGGCGGCGACGUUUGGUUUGCAGGUGAGGAAGGAGAGGAUAAGUGAAAAAAAAAUAUAAAAAUAGCUUGAAAAACUUUAUGUGACAUAGUUUUUUGAUAAUUUUGAAACUGUUGUUGCGAAGUACGUUAAAUUUCAAGUCAAAAAUUGAGCAAAUAUUCUUGUCCAUUUGGUUUUUUGUCAUAAAAAAAUCAAAAAAAAAUGAGUGAUUCUAUUUACCAUAGAGGACACCGUUACGAAAGUAUACCUCCUCAUCAAAAUUACAGUAUCUAAGGUUUGGUAAGAGCUAUCAAAAAACUGCUAAUGCCAUUCGACAGAGCAUGUAGAAGAACCUAUUAGCGCAUGGAAUCAGCCGGUUAAUAUUUAUAUCCACAAGCUUCGUUUGACAUCGCGUAUUUUACCACUAUUCAUUAUCUUCCCAAUGAUAUUCAUUUUUCGGAUUUCCCAAAAAAAAGGUUUCCUUUUAGAUUUUUGGUUACUUUUAGUGUCUAACUUUUCUACAAAGAACGUUUGUUACAAACCGGAUGCUUUUCCAGUCGUAUUUUACCAAGAACAUCAACAAUAUUCACUUUUCAUUAUGUGCUCAACGAUGUUCGUCGAGCGUUCCAAAAUUUCUCUUAUCAGCCACAGAAAGAUCCGAGCCGAAACAUGAGCUAACCUCAAACUUGGGUUAAUAAACCGACGAUAUUCCUCUUCCUCCAGCUUCUACAAAGAUCCAUCUUGGUUUUUCAAAUGGGAAACCGCACUUUUCCGGAGUUAAUUCGCCGCUCUACCCGUCUCCUGCUUAAUUCUUUACACUAGGGAGUGUUUAUAUAACGUCUUUAUUUCUCUCCGCUCUCUCAGCAAGCCCUGUUCUCUCUGCAUCAUCACCUCUCUUUUGCUUAAAACGCACUUCGCGAGCUGUGGAAGGGGGGGUCUGCCCUAGAAAUUGACCCCCACUUUUUUUUGUCUUAACUGAUGACAUAUAGGAUGCUAAAGAACUCGGUGAAUUUUUUUCUAAAAAUUCGUCAUCAUGACCGAGAUAUGACGUAUUUAUUGAAUUUCGUUUAAUGUGGUAUAUUGUACUGAUUUAUCGCCGAAACAUCUCAGAGCUGUGUAUAUAUACGUUAUUGGCCAUGCUGAACAACUUUGUAAUUGACCCGAAGUUUGUCAGGUUACUGUAACAUACCGUAACGCCCAUGCUCAAUCAAAAAAUCUCGAUUUUCUCGAUUUUUUUCAAUAAUUUUCUCGGAAUUUUUUUUCAUUUUUGGAAUCAGCAUCAAAUUCUGCAUCGGAUAGGCUAUAUCCGCAUCUCCAGAUAGGUGUACAAAAAUGUCGUGGCGCAACCGGUAGUGGGUCGGACUACCAUUCAAAAGGUCCCGGGUUCGAGUCCGGGUGGAAGCAUAAAUGCUCAAACGCGCUGGAAAUUCUCCCAAAACAGUUGUAAUGGAUUGGAACUAUGUUAAAAAUAAAUAAUAAUUAACGUUUUUCCCUAAAAAGGCUAAAUUUUGGAUUUUAAGAAAUUUUUGAAAAUCAUGAUUUUUGUGGGCCCAAAUCUGCCGAAGGAAUAAAAAUUUUUUGUUAGCGAUUUUUUUGUUUAGAAACAACACAGGUCAUAUAGAAAGACUAUUCCUCAGAGGAUUUCGUUCAAUUUUGCCCAAGACACCAAAAAAUUUUCGUAUUUUGUCAUUUGACAAAAAAUUGAAAUUAUGAUUUUCAGACGUUCCUACGCGGAAACGUUCCAAUUUUUCUAGAGCAGUUUUUUGCGCUGCCUUUAAAUAGUUUUCUGACAGCCGCGAAAAUUUUCCGCAAAAAAUUUUACAUUAUAAAAUUUGUAGAUAUUCACAUAUUUCAUGAUGUUACAGUGUUCAAUCUUGUAAAAUUUGGUAAAAAUUCGGCUCCCCAUAGACGAAAUCCUCUGAGGAAUAGUCUUUCUAUAUGACCUGUGUUGUUUCUAAACAAAAAAAUCGCUAACAAAAAAUUUUUAUUCCUUCGGCAGAUUUGGGCCCACAAAAAUCAUGAUUUUCAAAAAUUUCUUAAAAUCCAAAAUUUAGCCUUUUUAGGGAAAAACGUUAAUUAUUAUUUAUUUUUAACAUAGUUCCAAUCCAUUACAACUGUUUUGGGAGAAUUUCCAGCGCGUUUGAGCAUUUAUGCUUCCACCCGGACUCGAACCCGGGACCUUUUGAAUGGUAGUCCGACCCACUACCGGUUGCGCCACGACAUUUUUGUACACCUAUCUGGAGAUGCGGAUAUAGCCUAUCCGAUGCAGAAUUUGAUGCUGAUUCCAAAAAUGAAAAAAAAUUCCGAGAAAAUUAUUGAAAAAAAUCGAGAAAAUCGAGAUUUUUUGAUUGAGCAUGGGCGUUACGGUAUGUUACAGUAACCUGACAAACUUCGGGUCAAUUACAAAGUUGUUCAGCAUGGCCAAUAACGUAUAUAUACACAGCUCUGAGAUGUUUCGGCGAUAAAUCAGUACAAUAUAUCACAUUAAACAAAAUUCAAUAAAUCCGUCAUAUCUCGGUCAUGAUGACGAAUUUUUCGAAAAAAAUUCACCAAGUUCUUUACCAUCCUAUAUGUCAUCAGUUAAGACAAAAAAAAGUGGGGGUCAAAUUCUAGGGCAGACCCCCAUUUGAGCCUGCUUCAGCAACUCGCGAAGUGCGUUUUAAGCACACAACAGAGAUAGCGUUUUAAUAAUAACGAGAGAAGAUUUGUGAUGAAAGGGAUAGCGAAUGCUAUAGAAGACAGCUCAAGGAGACCGCAAGAGCGCUGGAUUUCCUCCAGAAUAAUAUGAGAGAUAACAGUCAAUUUUGAGAUCGCAGAGAGUCAGAGAAACAAAAAAAGAGCCGGCUUAUUCGCCGAUUGAACUGACAAACGGUAAAGAAGCGAAUUAACUCCAAGAAGACGCACUUUCCCAACUGAAACUGGAGUCAUCGCUGAAAGAGAAGCGGAGUGGAAGGGGAAAUCGUCGGUUUAUUAACCCAAGUUUGAGGUUAGCUCAUGUUUCGGCUCGGAUCUUUCUGUGGCUGAUAAGAGAAAUUUUGGAACGCUCGGCGAACAUCGUUGAGCACAUAAUGAAAAGUGAAUAAAUAUUUUUGCUGUUGUUUGUUAAAAUAUGGUAGAUUUUUAUGCAACUUUGGAAACAGAGAGACGUCGAGUUCUUCGGCAUGCCAAAACGUUCAUUAAAAUACAUCUCAUACAAAGCCCUUCCAGGACACAAACAAGCCGAUAUUGUGUGGAGACCUUCUGUUCUCCGGCCACACCAUUAUUAUGGUCCUCAGCGCUUUGAUGGUUCGACAUUACAUUCCCAAAAAAUACUAUUUCAUCAGUCAUAUUACAUCGUUGAUCAGUGUGGUUGGUGUGAUCUGCAUGUUGAUCAGCCGCAAUACGUAUACAGUCGAUGUGAUUGUCGCGUAUUGGCUGGCGAGUUUUGUUUUCACGUAGGUUUGCCAGCGGUUUUUAGAGCAUUUUUUUGAAAAAAAAUCUCAUCAUAAUUGCAGCCUCUACCACUCAGUGAUUGAAGUCGAUCGUUCCAUUCGAACUGAAGGCGUUUCGUAUUGGCUUUGGUUCGCCCAGAUUACCGAAUGGCUCGAGAGGAAUGUGCAUCACGAUUGUUUCGAGAACAAGUUCGUCUUUCCGGUCGAUUUGACCAUUCGACCGACAAAUGAGGAGAUUGAAGAGUUGGGGAGGGAAAUCGAAGCCAGAGAAAAGGCGAUCAGAGAGAGCGAACAGGUGAAGAAGAUGAGUCGAGGAGAGGAGAAUUUGGAAGUAAAUUUGUGA
Messenger RNA from Bursaphelenchus xylophilus (pine wood nematode), 4922 nucleotides. Lineage: Eukaryota; Metazoa; Nematoda; Chromadorea; Rhabditida; Aphelenchoididae. The record is from the annotation of a GenBank genome assembly.